Annulohypoxylon truncatum is the source of this 1093-nucleotide messenger RNA. RefSeq lists its product as uncharacterized. The record is from RefSeq and is a predicted model, not a curated record. Bases 486 to 1004 code for a protein of 172 amino acids. Lineage: Eukaryota; Fungi; Ascomycota; Sordariomycetes; Xylariales; Hypoxylaceae. The transcript has 2 exons.
AUAGGACUGGAUUGCAUUCGAAAUAUCAGUUAGUUUCGUUACUCACGCUAUCGCUUCAUGAAUCCUCUAGAGUCCGCUUAUAGUCCACCUUGAGAAUCAUGUCUCCACGCUAGGUUAGUGUUUAAGUGAGAACCAUUUGUUUAUAGGAGCCCUCGAGCUUUCAACCUCUGCUAACGUUCUUGUCUCACUUGUUCUUGGCCCUUUGAGUCCCUAAUUAUCCGAUAUUUUGCUUUGUUCUGAUCGAGGGUUCGACACUAUAAGCGCUUCAGCAGAAGUUUUUCGCGAGUCAAUGGGCUGAUCCAAGUGAGAACCUCAGCAUUCUGCUCCUCAUAGGGGGUGACAUUGUGCAAAAGACCACCAUCCAGCUCAUUGGACACAAAAUCCGCCUUCUUGGAACUAAAACCUAUCUUUUAAUUGCAUUCUCGUUUGGAUGGGCCACCUACGGAUUCUCGAAUCUCCUCACAGCCUUUACGAGCACAAGAUUGAUGCCAACGGCCGAUUGUCCCUCGGUUCUCGUUAACUGUUUCAAUGGAUUUGUCGGGAAAAAUCAAUCGUGGAUGCUGGGUCGACGUCUUCGUGACCACGAGAUUAGACAUACUGUGGAUCCCUGGCCUCAGGAAGGAGGUCGAGCUGAGUCUAUUAGGAUCGAUAUAUUUCACCUAGGACCUAUAUCCACUGCUUGCCGGGAUCCGAUAUGGUGGCUUGGAUGGGCAACACCUGUCGUCCAACUCGCCAUUGUUAUUGUUCCCGGGGUUUUGUACGGUGACUGGGCCAUCAUGCUGGUGACCUUGUCCGGUAUGAUCCUCGUCGCGAUUACCCGCGCCCCACCACAGUGGGCCGGAGAGAAAUGGGCCACGGCGUGCAAGCUAAAUAACGACAAGGUAGCUUGUCUCACUCGAGGCAAUGGCCACCUACACGUAAUGGUGUUCGUUGGUACUGAAGGUUCUUGGGACUUCGAAACGCUCGCAACGUACACGUCGGUUAUCCGGAGAGAAACCCGCUAGAUUUCUCUCAUCGUUGCUCUUCUGUAGAUCUGCCUCUUGAUCUCCUUAUCUCGUCUUAGGGAAUACAUUUGGUUUCUGAUAGGCAUCGG